This is a messenger RNA of Pecten maximus, 1086 nucleotides long. RefSeq names its product uridine diphosphate glucose pyrophosphatase NUDT22-like. Gene Ontology annotation, molecular function: GDP-mannose hydrolase activity. Lineage: Eukaryota; Metazoa; Mollusca; Bivalvia; Pectinida; Pectinidae. Bases 37 to 954 code for a protein of 305 amino acids. The record is from RefSeq and is a predicted model, not a curated record. The transcript is spliced from 3 exons.
GACACAGGAUUGUUUACUUCCGUGUUGGUGAGCAGCAUGGAUCCAGACGUUUGUGUUAUGUUUGCUGUUCCGGGCCCGUCCCUGAUACGACUUUCCGAUACAAUUGCAUGCGUGUCUCAAGAAUUUAACAGAAAACAGCUUGAUGCAUUUGAUGCACAGAUAGAAUCUAUUUGGGAGAACAGAAGACGUGAAAAUCCCAAAUUAUUUAACGGGACGAAAUUCCGUUUACACUCUGUUUCAGAAGAUUCUGAUGAUGGUCCAGACUGUAGAAUAACCUUUAACUUAGGUAUUACAUGUUAUAGAGAUUUUAUCAGUACUAACUGGGCACCAAAUGCAAAGGAAAUAGCACAACUUGGUGAACAAUAUUAUAGCAACUCUCAAGCAUUCAUGUCGGAUGCUAUGGGAGUUGGUGCCUUAGUACAAACCACAGACAAGCAUGUAAUAUUCUUGAAGAGAAGUAUCCACUGUGGGGAAGCGAAAGGGCUAUGGGACAUUCCAGGAGGACAUGCAGAACCACAGGAGUUGGUUGGGAAACUUCCAGUUGAGAACAUUGACGUGACAAAAAUGGACCCUGUAAAAGUGAUAGAAGAGAUGUUUGAUUCUAUAAAAAGGGAGGUAAUAGACGAAGUAAACAUUCCAAGUGCUUGCUUGUCUGAACCAGAACUCUGUGGUAUUGCCAGAAAUACAACUGCAGCUGGUAGACCUAGUGUGGAAUUUGUCAUCAGAUGUUCUCUGGACUCUGAUGAGGUCAAGGCCAAAUAUCACCAAGGUAGCCAAUCAGAAGCAGAUGAAUCCACCAGUAUAUGCCUACUGCCCUUGGAAACAGUGAUAGAGAUGAAAUCAGAGGAUGAAUUUUGGCAGAAUAUGGCUCCUUCUGCCAAAGGUUGUAUUGUGCUAUACCGUCUGUACUAUCAAAAACUCAUGGAUGUAGAACAUUCUCAUCAAAAUAUCUGAUUGUCACAGAUCUGAUGUGCAUUUUGAUAUUUUGAGGUGUGGAAUACUUUGGAUCUUGGUCAAAAUAAUGUGUAGACUAUUUGUAAUAUUGAUGGUACAGAGAGAUGUGUGUUAAUAAAGGAAGUCUGUGUA